Molecule: messenger RNA, 657 nt
Organism: Amphimedon queenslandica
Lineage: Eukaryota; Metazoa; Porifera; Demospongiae; Haplosclerida; Niphatidae
Product: receptor-type tyrosine-protein phosphatase alpha-like
Exons: 5
Coding region: 37-624 (195 amino acids)
Biological process (GO): protein dephosphorylation; motor neuron axon guidance
Molecular function (GO): protein tyrosine phosphatase activity
Source: RefSeq, a predicted model, not a curated record
AAAGAAAAGAAAGCAUUCAUAAUUGCAGAGAGUCCAAUGUUUAAUACAGCUAGAAACUUCUGGAAGAUGAUUGAUGAUAGAAAUGUGACUGCUAUUGUAAUGUUAUGCCAUGAAAAUGAAAACAAUCAAGAAGUUUGCUAUCAGUACUGGCCUUCAACACCGAGUGGAAUAAUAUUAGGAGAAUACAAUAUUAAACUAUUGAGUGAAGAAACGUAUAAUGGAUAUAUUGAAAGGAAAUUGGAAGUUAAUAAUAAUACUGGUGCUACAGCGCAAAGUGUAACACAGUAUCAGAUAACAAAUUGGGAUUCAACUGGAAAGGUGACUAACCCUCAGACUAUACUGUUGGUAAUAGAAGAAAUGUACAGAACACAAAGGAAAAGAGGAAACACAAGCAUUGUAGUACACUGCAGUGAUACAGUUGGUCGUUCAGCAAUGUUUUGUGCAGCUGCUACAACAAUUAAUAAAUGUAAAACUGAAGGAGUCAUUGAUGUAUUUCAAGUACUCAAAAGUCAACGUAUUCAAAAACCAGGCAGUGUACAGACUGUUCAACAAUAUCAAGGGAUAUUUCAGAUUGUACUGACCUACUUGGAUUCAUUUGAGGCAUAUUCAAAUUUCACUGCUUAGAAAUUUUUGACAUGUUUUUAUUAUACCAUAUUU